AUGUCAUACUUGCCCUGCAUGACAACUCAUGCAGACACAUUCGACCGACUCCCUAUCAUACUGGCAAACCAGUUGAAAGAAAACCACACUCUCAAGGAACUUAAUCUUUCGGAUAAUGUAAUAUCUGAUAUAGGAGGCGAAGCACUGGCUGAAGCACUGAAAGCGAACAAAACUCUCACGCAACUUAAUGUUUCUCAUAACCGAAUAUCUACUCGAGGAGCCCAAGCACUGGCUCAAGCAUUGACAGUGAACAAAACGGUUACUCACCUUGAUCUUGGAUCUAACAAAAUAUCUGAUAUCGGAGCCGGAGCACUGGCAGAAGCCUUGAAGCUGAACAAAACUCUCAUGCAACUUAGAAUUUACUGUAACCAAAUAUCUGUUCGCGGAGGCGAAGCACUGGCUGAAGCACUGAAAGUGAAUAAAACUAUUACUCAACUUGAUCUUCGAACGAACAAAAUAUCUGCUCGAGGAGGCCAAGCACUGGCUGAAGCACUGAAAGUGAACAACACUCUCACGCAACUUCAUCUUUAUCAUAACCAACUAUCUGACAACGGAGCCGAAGCACUGGCUGAAGCAUUGAAAGUGAACAAAACUCUUACUAAACUUGAUCUUCAAAGUAACCAGAUAUCUGCUCGAGGGGGCGAAGAACUGGCUCAAGCAUUGAAAGUAAACAAAACUCUUACGCAACUUAAUCUUUCUAAUAACCGAAUAUCUACUAGAGGAGGCGAAGCACUGGCUGAAGCAUUGAACAUGAACAAAGCUCUUACUCAACUUAAUGUUUCGGACAAUCGAAUAUCCGUUAGUGGAGGCGAAGCACUGGCCGAAGCAUUGAAAGUGAACAACACUCUCAGGCGACUUCAUCUUCAUCAUAACCAAAUAUCUGAUAAAGGAGCCGAAGCACUGGCUGAAGCACUGAGGGUGAACAAAACUCUUACUGAACUUGAUCUUCGAAGCAACCAAAUAUACAAGGGAGGAGACAAAGCACUGGCUGAAGCACGAAAAGUGAACAACACUCUCACGCGACUUAAUCGUCAUUAA
Molecule: messenger RNA, 1038 nt
Organism: Didymodactylos carnosus
Lineage: Eukaryota; Metazoa; Rotifera; Eurotatoria; Philodinida; Philodinidae
Source: the annotation of a GenBank genome assembly